CGGCAGAGCGUCGCUGUCAGCUCGGUGGUGAAACUCGGAGCAGAAGCAGAGCAGCAGGCUGAUGUUCAGUUGGUAAAAGCUCCGGUAGUUUGAUACCAGCUUGCUGCGAGAUUACAGCGACCUGGAAUCCCACCGGAGUCCCGCCUUAGGCUGGAAUAUCCCGGAAUAUCCCGGUUUGUCCCGGAAUAUCCGGUUGAUCCCGCUGGCUGCUGGAAUGCCUCCGCAGCUCCUUCUCCUCUUCCUGGACUGACUUCCUUCCAUCAUGGCUGAGAUGAGAUGCAGAAAGUCUGCGGCUCUGGAGGGAGAAGCUGCAGAAGAGAGCAGGAGUGUGGCCGCAGAGGAAGAGGAGGAGAGGAGGGAGUCCAGAGGGGAUGAAGAUGGUCAGGAGGAGAGAGUCCAGCCAUCCACGCGGAAAUCUGCUGCAGCCAGCUGGCUGCAGUCUGUGCUCAGGAUGUUCUUCGGGGCGAUGGCAGCAGUGGCCUGCGGGAUGCUGUACGCCGGCUACCUGUCUGGGUUCCACGACAGGAAGUUCUGGUUUUCUAGCAGGCAGGAGCUGGAGCGGGAAGCGUCGUUCCCGGGUGGCAGCGGCCUCUACUACCACUACUACAAGCGGCUGCUGGCGGCGCCGUCCUUCAGCUCAGGGUUCUACGAGCUGACGGAGGAUAACGGCACCGUGUCAGGCCGGACCAUCAACGCCGUGGAGCGGCUGUUCCUCUACCCAGAACUCAUCACCAGCUUCCUCUACCGGGUCACAGGCAGCCAGAACCGGGUGGAGCCCGUCUCCUUCUACCUGGGCUCGGUGUUCGGCCUGCAGGCCGUCUGCGUCUCGGCACUGUUCGUGUGCAGCUGGGCCCUGAGCGGUACCUGCGUGGCUGGCAUGCUGGCCGUGUCCUGGUUCGUCAUUAACAGGCAGGACGCCAGCAGAGUGGAGCAGGGCGUUCCUCUGAGGGAGAACUGGGCCCUGCCGUUCUUCUCCUGGCAGGUGGCGGCGCUGACCGGCUUCCUGAGCCGCAGCACUGGUUCUGCUUCCGAGAUGUUCUGCUACCUGAUGCUGAGCGCCUGCAGCUUCAGCUUCCUGCUGCUGUGGGAACUUGGACACUACUUCCUGUUCGUCCAGGGUGUCUGCCUGGUUCUGCUGGACUCACUGGACCUGGUACCGCCGCGUAAGACGGCCGACGUCUACAGGGCGUACCUGGGCUCGCUGGUUCUGGUCUACCUGGCCCAGUUCCAGAACGCCUCCCUGCUCAGCUCUCCUCUGCUCAGCCUCCUGAUUGGCUCGGUGCUGGCCAGGUACUUCCAGAGGAAGAUGAAGAUGAGGAUGAAGGUGGGUCGUCUGGGCGCCAGAGUGAUGAAGCUGCUGCAGGUUCACCUGGUCUUCAGCUGCGUUUUCACCUGCAGCUUCCUGGUGAAGAAGCUCUUACCGGCCAGCGGCGCCGAUUUCACCCUGCAGCUCUUGGAGGCCAAGUUGGGUCUGAACUCGACGGCAGACUUCGUCACCAACUUCCUGCUGUGCCAGGAAGCGCUGCGGGCGCCGGGCCAGGACCUUUUCCUGCGACUGACCCAAACCUCGCUGCUGCCCUUCUAUGUCCUGGUUCUGACUGUCUGCCUGCUGUCCGCCCUGCAGGUCGCCUUCAGGAGGCUCAGCGGCCGGCCAAUCAGCAGCAGCCUGAGGCUGGAGGACGGGCGAAUCGCAGAGCAGCCUGCCGUCGCUUAUCACCUCCUCCACACCCUGCUGCUCGGCGUCCUGACGCUGCUGUUCGACGGGGUGAAGUAUUUGUGGACGCCGUCCGUCUGCAUGUUCACGGCGUUCGGCGUGUGUUCUCCUGACCUCUGGAUGACCUUGUUCAAGCGGCUCAGGCUGAAGUCCGUCCAUCCGGUCGUGUUGUCUCUGAUCCUGAGCACGGCGGUUCCGACCAUCAUCGGCUUCAGCUUGUGGAGGGAGUUCUACCCGCGGGUUCUGGCGGAGCUGGCCGACCUGCAGGAGUUCUACGACCCAGACCUGAUGGAGCUGAUCGCCUGGAUCAGGUCUCAGGCUCCAGCUGUGUUCGCCGGCAGCCCUGUUCUACUGGGAACCAUCAAACUGUGUUCUGGUUCCGUCGUCACCAGUUUACCCGUUUACUCUGACUUGGACCUGCUGAGGAGAACCGAAGACGUGAGUUCAGAUUAUUUUAUAAUCUAGAGCCAGAAAAUCUGG
Poecilia latipinna (sailfin molly) is the source of this 2194-nucleotide messenger RNA. Its product is annotated as dpy-19 like 4. Gene Ontology annotation, molecular function: mannosyltransferase activity. Gene Ontology annotation, cellular component: nuclear inner membrane. Lineage: Eukaryota; Metazoa; Chordata; Actinopteri; Cyprinodontiformes; Poeciliidae. The coding region runs from base 263 to 2179 and encodes 638 amino acids. The transcript has 17 exons. The record is from RefSeq and is a predicted model, not a curated record.